Molecule: messenger RNA, 243 nt
Organism: Anisakis simplex (herring worm)
Lineage: Eukaryota; Metazoa; Nematoda; Chromadorea; Rhabditida; Anisakidae
Source: the annotation of a GenBank genome assembly
AUGAAGGGAUUUGGAUGCGAUAAAGAGAAGGUCGCUGCAGAAUACAUGGGAAUGUACGGUAGUGAUUUGCGUCAUGAUCUCAAGAAGGAAUUACAUGGCGAUUUUGAAGAAGUGAUCAUGGCAUUAACGCUUUCACCAGCUGUUUACGACGCCAGACAUCUUCACAAAGCGAUUUCUGUGAGAUAUCUUCAUAAAGCGAUGCACUUAGUGACUCACAAAUUGCGAUGCAUGAAAAUUAUUUAA